AUGAUGCGAGGCCAGUACUGCGACCACCCUUCCCAAAACGACAUCCCUGGCUUGGAUAUCUGCGACCAAGCGAUGGGACAGGAAGAAGCGUCAAUCUUCGGAAAACGCUGGCGGUCUAAGCGAGUCACAUGUGUGCCAUCAAGAGGCCCUAUCGCGUGGGUAGUCCCGUUAAACAUCCACAACGAGCAUGCUAAAGGCAGACCCCAGGACGCCAACAUCCGGAGACUGCUUGUUCCUUUGCAUCCAAGUAUAGCAGUUACCUUGAGUGCCACAAAACGCUUCGAUUCUGUGAAGCAUAUCCAUCGCCUCUUGCGCUUCAAGGAGCUUUUCAUCGUGCGUCCCGCGCAAAUCGACUCCGGGCAACAACGCCAGUUGCAGAUGUACUACUUCCAAGUACUUCGGUCCUGGUGGCUUGUCAGAGUGCUCGUACUUCUCAAUUCGGCCGCGACGAUCAACUGA
Trichoderma atroviride IMI 206040 is the source of this 459-nucleotide messenger RNA. Lineage: Eukaryota; Fungi; Ascomycota; Sordariomycetes; Hypocreales; Hypocreaceae. The record is from RefSeq and is a predicted model, not a curated record.